UCCCAUUUGCCCCGCAUCCCCAAGCCAGAGGAUGCUCUGGACCCCUGGGCACAGCCAGGGGAAGGCGCCGGCCCUGCUGGAGGAGCACGCGGGGGCCGGGCGGGGAGGCGGCGGCGGCCGCCGAGCCACGGGGGAGGGGCCGCCGCUAUAAAGGCGCUGCUCGCGUCCCGCUCCAGCCUGGACGCACAUGUGCUGCGCGGCGCCCGGCAGCCGCCACCGCGGGGCGCAGCCGAGACCCGCGCCUGCCCCGGCCUGGUGGCCGGUGACCGCGGGGGGCGGCAUGAGCGGCGCCCGGCGGAGCUGACGCCGCGCCCCGGCCCCGGCCCCGGCCCAUGUCCUUCGCCAUGCUGCGCUCGGCGCCGCCGGGCCGCUACCUGUACCCCGAGGUGAGCCCACUGUCGGAGGACGAGGACCGCGGCAGCGAGAGCUCAGGGUCCGACGAGAAGCCCUGCCGGGUGCACGCGGCGCGCUGCGGCCUCCAGGGCGCCCGGCGGCGGGCGGGCGGCCGCCGGGCCGGGGCAGCCGCGGGGCCCGGGCCCGGGGGGAGGGCGGGCCGCGAGCCCCGGCAGCGGCACACCGCGAACGCGCGCGAGCGGGACCGCACCAACAGCGUGAACACGGCCUUCACGGCUCUGCGCACGCUCAUCCCCACGGAGCCCGCCGACAGAAAGCUCUCCAAGAUCGAGACGCUGCGCCUGGCUUCCAGCUACAUCUCGCACCUGGGCAACGUGCUGCUGGUGGGCGAGGCCUGCGGCGACGGGCAACCGUGCCACUCGGGACCCGCCUUCUUCCACGCCGCGCGCCCCGGCAGCCCCCCGCCGCCGCCCCUGCCGCCGCUGGCCCGCGACAGCAGCGAGAACGCCCAGCCCAAACAGAUCUGCACCUUCUGCCUCAGCAACCAGAGAAAGUUGAGCAAAGACCGAGACAGAAAGACCGCGAUUCGAAGCUAGGAGGAUGCCCCACUGCAACAAGAGGUGGACUCCCCCAGGGGUCCAGAGAGCCCACCUCAGACCUGACCUGGGCACAGGACCCCCAAGCGCAUGUUGGCCAGCCCCAUACUGGCUGCGAACGGGGCCAAUGGACAGAUGGACAGAUGGGUGGGGACUUGACUCUGAGUAGCCCAGCACUUGUCCAGACCCACUGGAACUUUCCAUGCUGGCUCUCUACCUGGGCCAACUGCUGGCCUCUUGCAUCUCUCGAUAUGAUAAUAUAAAGUCUGGAAGUUUUGUAAUAAUUAAAAAUGAAACAAUAUCUUCCAAAUGCAGAGGAAGACUGUCCUCCGGAAGGAUCUACUCCCAGCCGAGCCUGCACUCUCACCUCUGGAACCCCAGCUGUCCCUACCAAGGGCAUCCAGCUCUCAGAGAAUGCGUCUCCCUUCCAGGGGUAGAGGGAGGCAGGCCUAAAUACCCAAGGUCUCCUGCUGGGGACCUGUAGGGUGGAGAGGCACAAUGUGGUGGGAUCAAAGGAAGGCAAGGAAGAAAGAGGAAGCUGAGCAUUCUCAUCCCUGAGGCACCUGGACAGUGAGUAGGACACAGGGGCCUGCACUGUGCCAGGCCUAGGCCCCCCGUGUGCUGGUUCUAAGCGAACACAGUAGGUUAGUCAGGUAGCAGUGCUGCCCAGCAGGGUCGGUUACCAAACUGGAACUGAGGCUGGGGCUGAGGACAGGACCCAGGUGGCGGUGGGACCUGCUGCCUGCCUCUACAACCUGUAGAGGCCACAUCUCGCCCUAUCCCAACAGCACAAUGGAAAGACUCCUGGCCAUCUACUUCUCUGUCCCACCCAAAUCCCUUGAACACCUCACUGGCCCCUAAGGAGGCCGGUUUAGGACCCCAACCAGGUGCUGUGCACAGCUGGCCAGCCAUUAAAAUCCUGCAGGUGACAAUUAGUUUGGUGCUGGAGCUCUGUGGGCACACUACAGAAGAAAGGCCAGGCACUCUGUGCGGAUCACCUCCCCCACUGACCCAGGCAGCCAGGAGCCUGACUUCCGGUUGGGUGGUGACUGGGGAAUGGCUGGGAACACCAGGUGGUGCGUGGCUGGCAAGGCCCAGGCCCCUCCCCAGACCCCUCAGCCCUCCUAGCCUUCAGCACCAGCACUGACAUGGCCCCUACCCCAUGGGGAGACCAGGUGCUGAGAAAUAUGUGGGCAUCCUCACGCGGCAGGGACAAAGCUGCCCCUCCUCCGCACGGAUGGGCUCCAGGGGACCACAAUGCAGGAAGCAGUGGUGUAAUUGUGGAGGAAAUUCUCAAAGCCAGAGCCAUUAAGGCUGGGGGGGGGGGGGGCGGUGGUAGGAGGAGGGAGGGCUGUGUCCAAUCUGAUAGAAAUAUAACAGGAUAAAAAGUCACAGCGGCAGGUUUCGUUCAGAGAGAAACCCAACCCCAAAUUUCCUCCCCUUAAUCCUGCAGGAGACCACAGCUGGCGGGGGUGGGGGGGCACAUCCAGUUGCUAGAGGCCCCUGCUGCCCAGGAAGCCUGGACCUGGGGCUAUGACUAGAGCUGAGGAAGCGCCCUGCCCCUCUGCAUUCUCUGUGCAGCACCUCAUCCAGGCAGCAAGGUUUCU
This is a messenger RNA of Perognathus longimembris pacificus (Pacific pocket mouse), 2557 nucleotides long. It is a transcript of the gene Scx, whose product is annotated as scleraxis bHLH transcription factor. Gene Ontology annotation, biological process: developmental process; regulation of transcription by RNA polymerase II. The transcript is spliced from 2 exons. The coding region runs from base 333 to 950 and encodes 205 amino acids. Gene Ontology annotation, molecular function: DNA-binding transcription factor activity, RNA polymerase II-specific; protein dimerization activity; RNA polymerase II transcription regulatory region sequence-specific DNA binding. Lineage: Eukaryota; Metazoa; Chordata; Mammalia; Rodentia; Heteromyidae. The record is from RefSeq and is a predicted model, not a curated record.